Messenger RNA from Trichoderma asperellum CBS 433.97, 1011 nucleotides. NCBI's taxonomy places the organism in Eukaryota, Fungi, Ascomycota, Sordariomycetes, Hypocreales, Hypocreaceae. The record is from RefSeq and is a predicted model, not a curated record.
AUGGUUGGCGUCGGUGGGAGGAGCCGCGGCUGUAAAACGUGUCGCCGUGCUCGAGUGAAAUGCGGCUUCAACCCCUUCCCUGUCUUCAUCGAUGGUCUUUCCCUUACUGAGAUCCAGGCGGACAACACUACGCAGGCAGGCAGUGGGAAAGAAAUAUCUCUAGUUCAAGCACCUAGUCUCGAUGAAGAUAAUGUCUUUACAACUCACCUCAUUACAAGUCUCUUUACGGUCUUCCAAGAGAGCAAUAAGGCGCCUAGCCACAAUAUUAUAUCUCCUUGGUUAAUGAGCUCUAUUCUGCCUAGCAACCAUAACCAGGCCCCACAACUUGCAGUUCGAGCUUGUGCUGCCGCAUAUUUUGGGAAGAUACAUCGUCGAUGUUCUGCAGUGGAAAGGGGCACAGUGUUGUACACUCAAGCACUACGUCAGCUUCAGAAGAAACUAUUUGAUUCAGAACAGGUUUUAAGAACAGACACUCUAUCAGCUACCUUCUUACUGGCCCUGUUUGAGAUGAUCACUUCCAAAGACAUGAAUGGAUGGUCAAGUCAUUUCCUUGGAAUAGGACACCUUAUCAAAUUUCGAGGACCGCAGCUUCACCGGAAUGGCUCAGGCAAAGAGUUAUUUAUUACAACCCGUCCUUCUAUUGCGCUCUUCGAAAGGCUCUACAAUUGGCGCGUGAAAUGGGAGCAAGAUUUCUCACACACAUAUUUCAAUGUCAGAUUGGAUAUUCUCAAGGAACUGAACGUUUUCGAAUUUGACUUCUAUCCUUUUCCUACCGCAAUUUUCUUUACUGAACACGAUCGAGUCACCGAGAUAUGCUUAUACAACGCCAUGCUUCUUGUUCUACAUCAAAUGUGUCGGCAUAUUCCAACUUCGAUGAGGCCUACGCUGGCAUCUUAUGAGAAUGUAUCCUCCUGGACACAUCCGUCAAUUCUCUUGGCCCCUGGAAAUGGGUCGGUAGAGGAUAUUAUUGGAGAAUUUUGCAAGUUGACCAUUGUGGAUUUGAUGCUGUGA